CGUCUCAGUCUGACGACUUGGCGUGGCGAGCGAGCUCGGGCACAAUACCUCCCUCCAGCCCAAACUUUAACGAGAGAAGUUUUGAUGACCGAGGGCUGCUGAGAAAAGUGAAGAGAGGUAAAGAGUGAGGGUAGCCCUCUGGAAGCGUCAUCGGAACGCACCGGAAGCGGCCCGAGGAUGACGAGUGUGAUCUACCAUGCCUUUUCUCAGAAAGAGGCCAAAGAGCUCGAUGUUCAGCUCCCGGGAGCCCAGCAGGCCGAGGCCUUCGUGAGGGCCUUCCUGAAGCGCAGCACGCCCCACAUGAGCCAGCAAGCCCGCGAGGACCAGCUGCAACGCAAGGCUGUGGUCCUGGAGUACGCCACUCGCCGGAAGCGCAAGGAGAAGAGAAAGAAAUCCAAGGGCCUCUCUGCCAGGCAGAGGAGGGAGCUGCACCUCUUCGACAUUAAGCCAGAGCAGCAGAGAUACAGCCUUUUUCUCCCUCUGCAUGAACUCUGGAAGCAGUACAUCCGGGACCUGUGCGGUGGUCUCAAGCCAGACACGCAGCCGCACAUGAUUCAGACCAAGCUGUUGAAGGCAGAUCUUCACGGGGCUCUCGUUUCAGUCACAAAGUCCAAAUGCCCAUCCUAUGUGGGUGUUACAGGAAUCCUCCUACAGGAAACAAAGCACGUUUUCAAAAUCCUCACCAAAGAAGACCGCCUGAAAGUCAUCCCCAAGCUAAACUGUGUGUUCACAGUGGAAAUCGAUGGCUUCAUAUCCUACAUUUAUGGAAGCAAAUUCCAGCUUCGGUCAAGUGAACGAUCUGCCAAGAAAUUCAAAGCGAAGGGAACAGCUGACCUGUAGUUCUCUGCUGCGGAGACGGCUGUUUGGGACCCCCAGGACCAGGGACACCUGCGUGCCCACCUUUCAGCGGAGACACGGCUGGGCUGGUUCUGCUUCUAGAUCACCCCCAGCCCAUUAACACCGGAGUUAAGAACAGUUCGUCAUCUGGGAAGAAAUGCGCCUUACUGAGCAAAGUGAGGGAACGGAGGGGUGUCUUUCUAGGUGACGACGGGUGAGCAUUGCUCCCACUGAGGAAGUUGCCACCUUCCCCGUGAAGUGGCUUGUUCUUCCGCCCAUCCGAGUGUGCCACGCCGGGCACAGCCUGGUGCUAUGGUUCCCUAAUCCAGCUGCUACUGCCCACCCCCCUGUAGGGAAAUGGUGGCCAACGUGUAAAUAUACAACCUCUUCCAGAACCAUUGGUGCCACUUGGCUUGUGAAAUGUUUUUCAUGGCUCAGACUCAAGUUUCUCUGUGAAUGGCUGUUUCAUUAGUAGCCUUCUCUCCCCACUUCCGCGAGGACACUUGACAAGAACACUCACCUGCCAUGAAGCUGCCACUGUGCCCGCCUGUUUCCAGGAUGCCCUGUUGUCCCCACAGCCCACCUGGGGUCACUGGGUCCUGUGCCCUAAGGACUGUGCCCCUGAGGGCCCAGGCCAGGCGGGACACUGGCUCUUGGUGAGCAUCCUAAUGAGGCCACACCAGCUGCUCCCCAGAACCAGGCUGAGGCCUCCGACGGUGGACCAGGGCUGGCCACGUCCCCACAGCUGUGGCUCAGGGCCGGUUGUGGAGGGUGCUGAGGUAGCCUGCAGUCCGGGCUCCUACCUCCACUGCCCCAAUAGAGCUGUGGCCUUGGAGGUGUAAACCCCUGGGAUGGGGCAAGGUGCGGAAUCCUGCUGACCCAUUCGUCCAGUCCUGACAUGCUUGGGGGCCUCCGUGUCACCAGCUGGCAAGUGGGGCCAUGAGACCAGAUGAGGGUUUCCUGAAGGGGGAUCCUGGGACUUCCAGCACCUGCAGUAGCGUCACCAGGACACCCGUUUGAAGCAGCCAGCUCCUGGGCUGCCGUCAGACUCCAGGGGCCUAGACGACUUCGUGGGUCUCUCAGACCCCAGCUGGCUCCUCCGGUCACUGAAGUGUGAGGAUCGUGGAUCCCAGAUGGUGGUGCAAGUGUCUUCCAGCUCUGACAUCUGGACUGUGAUUUAAGAUUUGGGACUCUCAGGAUGGGGUUUUCCGGAUGCUGGAAAUCCUGGAAAAGAUUGUCAGUGACAGAUUUCUCAGGUUCUGAAGAGUAAACAUGAACGUUCCCCCCAAAAGCCAUAAAUUAUGGUAAAAAGCUGUCUUUCUGGACAAUGGCUUCCAUUUUAAUUUAGUUUGCAUUUCUUAGCUAUAAUGUCUAAUUAAGACAUCUGUUAAAUGUCUAUAAUAUUAAUUUGAUGGGGGGUUCUAAUAGAACUGUAUUGGAAUUGUCCAUUUAAUUAACCUCGUGGGCCUUUAAUGGAUGUCUUAAAUAGACAUCAUUAACAAGAGUGCUAGACAAAUUAAAAUUAGAGUCAAUAACAUUCUUGGUAAUUU
Molecule: messenger RNA, 2387 nt
Organism: Enhydra lutris kenyoni (northern sea otter)
Lineage: Eukaryota; Metazoa; Chordata; Mammalia; Carnivora; Mustelidae
Product: ribonuclease P protein subunit p29
Exons: 7
Coding region: 178-840 (220 amino acids)
Biological process (GO): rRNA processing; tRNA 5'-leader removal
Cellular component (GO): ribonuclease MRP complex; ribonuclease P complex
Molecular function (GO): ribonuclease P RNA binding
Source: RefSeq, a predicted model, not a curated record